Molecule: messenger RNA, 5090 nt
Organism: Lepisosteus oculatus (spotted gar)
Lineage: Eukaryota; Metazoa; Chordata; Actinopteri; Semionotiformes; Lepisosteidae
Gene: pxdc1b
Product: PX domain containing 1b
Molecular function (GO): phosphatidylinositol binding
Source: RefSeq, a predicted model, not a curated record
UACGUGCUUCUUGGUCCAUGAAAAGGAAACUUUUCUGUAAAAGAGGAAAAAAAAACUACAUCUUAGGUUUUUAUUUUUAUUUUUUACAAACCUAGCAUUCGUGGCCAGGGAUAAAGUUUUGGUUGGCUGCUAUUUAGUUUUUUUUUUUAAUGGAUUUUGCAACUUUAAUGAGGUUCUAGAUGCAGCGUAUUUAAGUCUUCCCCUCUACCCUUUUACCGGCCGACAGCCUCUCCUAGUGGCUUUUGACAGAUCGAGAGUGCCGGGGAAGGCCCGCUAGCCUGACCCUAGAGAGGGCAGCAUUCCUCGCAUAGCAUCCAGUUGCGCUGGGGGAAGAGUGCGAGAAGGCAACUUCUGGAGAAAGGAGGCAGCUGCGAGAUCUGCGCCUCAGAGCCGCUGGACACGUAGCAAGCUGGCAGUUGGACCUGACAGGAUUUUCUUACAUCCCUGUAACAGCACUUCGAAUCGAUUUGUUACAGUUUGUUUCCUAGCUCUAAGUUUAUUUCCCCUUGUUGGAAUAAAAGGAGAAAAGGCGCUGUUUUUUUGUUAGAACUAUAUACUAAACAAGCAGCGCCUAUCCUGGAAAACUAAAACGGAUGGGGGUACUGUAUCUAUAACUUUUCUCACUUUCAAAAUGAAUGUGAAGAAACAAAAAGUGCGUCGGUAGAAUUGUCAGUGUCCUUUUCCUCCGUCUUUGUAGUCUGUUGCUUUUUUGAAGCGUGAUGCCAAGUUGCGACACUUUGAGGGUGUAUUUUCAUCUCCGUUUAUGUCAGUGCCACGUUUGAAACUGCGUCUGCAUUUGCGGUACGGUCAUUAGUUAACUCUAUUGCUACGGGAGGCAGCAAGAACUGCUGGGAGGGAAAUUUAUGCGAUAUUGUUGAGGAGCAAAGUCUUCUUUCUAGAUAAGCAGAACAGCGGUCAUCGGUCUUCUGCUGGUCCGGCGGUCCACAGAGGAGCACCUAGCUCCAGCUCAAGCAUGCUGGAGUGAAGCAGGAUGGCAUCAGCCGUGUUUGAGGGCACAUCUUUGGUGAAUAUGUUCGUGAAGGACUGUUGGGUCAACGGGAUACGGAGGCUUAUCAUUAGCAACAGAGGGGACGAAGAGGAAUUUUUUGAAAUUCGAACUGAAUGGUCUGACAGGAACAUAUUGUACUUGCACAGGAGUUACUCUGAUCUGGGUAGGCUAUUUAAAAGGCUGCUGGACUCUUUCCCCGAAGACAGAGGUGACCUCGCACAGUCGCCCCUAAUAGAAGGGCUUGUCAAAAUAAAGGAGGCCAAUGACAUAGAAGCUAGGUUGAACGAAGUGGAACGACUUCUGAAAAAUGCAAUAAACCUGCCUUUUAAGUAUUCUAGAUCUGAAGUGGUCCUUACUUUCUUUGAGCGGUCUCAAUUAGACCAAGUUUUGAAGAAUGACAACGUUCACAAAAUUCAGCCUUGUUUCCAGAGUCCGGUAAAAAUAUCUGAGAUAAUGAGAUCAAAUGGGUUUUGUUUAGCCAACACAGAAACUAUCGUUUUUGAUCAGAUCCUACCCAAAGAGCGACCCACAACCACGGACUCCACAGAACACUUGUUUGAGAAUGGGACUGAGUUCCCUCCAGAUCCAGACAAUAAUGAUGAUGACCCAGAAGCCUAUGUCACCAAUCUGUCCUACUACCAUCUUGUCCCCUUCGAGACGGACAUCUUGGAGUGACUACGUGCUGCAACAUUUUCGGCAUCGCUUCAGACAGGAAUUUCAAGGAUUAAUCUUGAACGUUUCUGGACCUACUCAUCACAUCUGAGUAUGGAAUGCCUUGUGAACAGUUUAGCCACUGUGCCUCAUUUUCACACGCUAUAAUGCUUGUCUCCAUCAAAGAGGGAAACCAAAUUGUUUUUUGAUGUCCAGAUGUCACUCAGCCAUCGGCUUCCUGUUAGGUGUCUUUCUAUGGGACCUCUCACCUGAGAAAUAUGGAACUUACAAGCUGCUGAUGUAACUUUCCUUUGCCCUGUGCAUGCUACAUUAUAGAUGUCAGGCCACCCUCAAUAUGGUUCUAACUACAAACUAAUUAAAGACAGUGUGACUCAAUUGUAGUUUCCCCAUAUAUGUGAAAGGCUUGUGAACAUUUGAAUAAAUUACCUUCCUUUUCCUUACUUAAGUUCAAAUUAUUAUUUCUGUGAAAUCUUCUUUGGGCAUUUCAGCGCUGAUAUAUUUGCAUUGUCCUCUAUAGAAGCCUUUAAUCUUCUUAGCUUCCUUGGAAAUGAAGGACUUUUUGAAACUCGCAUGUAUUUUGUAUGUUAUCCUCAAGGGACAUUGUCGAAUUUAUCCUCAACACGAGGUAUUCCUGGGUUCAUUGUCAGCAAUGGACAAACAUAAUAAGGUCACUAUUUAAUCAUAGGUACCCAUGGUAAGCUGCUUUCUGAGUUCAGACCUUUUAACCUUACAGCUCUAGCUGUUGACAUUAGUGGUGAAAGGUAGCUGGACUUCAUUUAUAUGUUGAACGAGCAAUAUAUUCUGGUUUGUCUCUGUAAAAUUAUUCUGAUUUUUUUUUUACAAUCUUUUCUUUGUACUUUGUACUUCAUCCUUAAUUACAAAAACAAAUGAAUAAUUGUGUUUGAUGCAUUAACUUAGUUACCUAAGCUGGAUGCACUGCAGUCCAUCUCCACUUCAAAAUAAUAAUUAUUAGAACUCUUCAGCGUUUUAGUAUACACAAGCUUUCAUCCGGACAUAUUUUGAGUUCUAAUAAAGAUUAUUUUGGAGUGGAUAAAAUUUGUGUUGACCUUAUUUUACUGCCUUUGCUGAUUUUUACUGGAUAGCACAUCAACAAUUUUUGAGUUUGCGUUCCUUUUUUUUUCAGAAUGUUAACUAAAAAAAAAGGAAAUUAUAAAGCUUCUGAUUUAUGCUGCGUAAGGACUUAUUAUGAUGUAUUACAGUUAUUCAAACAGCCAUUUUCUUGCAAUUUGCAAAAAAAAAUGCCAAUUUUAGUCUGGAGUUAAUUUUAAAAUAACACAUUUACAUUAUUUUCCUAAUUCAGUACCUUACAGUAUGUGUGCAGGCUUUGGAAUCGAAGCAGGCCAAUUAUAUUUUUUGUGAAUGAAAAACAUAUAGUGUAUUUUGAUGUUUCAUGUGCAGAAUUUAGAUUUUGUGAUGGCUGGUUUCUUAUUAAUUAAUUAAUUAAUUGCUUUCUAACUACUAGGCUACAAUUAGCUUCAAAGACACUUUUGUAGUUGAAGAGGCUAUAUACAUAUAGAUUCAUAAAAGUGAAAUGUGUUUCUUUGUUGUAUCACAAAAAAAGUAUCUGUCAUUUUGUUGACACAUUUGUUAUUUUAACAACAUCUAAGAUCUAUAUAUUUAUAGAAUAAAACUGGAACAGUGUGGAUAAAACAAAUUAACAAAAAUAUAUCUUGUUUUGAUAAGAUGUAAAGUCUUGAAAUUACAAAUAUGUAGCUAUCAAUAUGUGACUAUAAAAUAGUUGUGCAUAACAGUUUGACAGGCAUUGGGUAAAUUCUGAAGGUUUUAUCUUCUUUACCAUUAACUUUGCUGGAACUUGAGAAUUAAUGUUUUUUUUAAUUCAUAGUAGUGCUGCUAACAAACUUGUUCUCAGUGUGUGCACUUCAAAGGCUAAUCACAAUGGGCCAAGAUUUUUAAAGGCUCAGAGUUCCCAAUGGCAGUGUGCUUGCCUUAUUGUUUGAAUCUGUUGGCUUUGGAUACCAUGUAAUGAGAGACUUGGCAAUCAAAUAUACAUCUGUCAGGCCUUCGGUGAUUAGUAAAGCAGUCAUGUCCAUUUUCACUUGUGAGAAAAUGCUGCAGUUUCGUGAAGCAAUUUGCUUUUCUAAGCAACCUACAUGAUGCUUCUCAAAAUGUCCACUAUUCCAAUAGAUAGUUUAGUGGUGGAGGAAAACGCAUACUUUAUUUUUAAACAUAUUAAACAAGUGGAAAGAAAUUCAAACAUUUUAUUAUUUGGAACUUUAAGCUUAUUUUAUGGUAUAAGACAAGCAUUUACAUCCUUCUUUGUGAUCAUUGGAAAAAUGGAAGUUAUUAUUCUAAGUAGCAAGAAAUUUAAAUGUCAUGGCUUCUUAAUUUUUUUGAAAACCCGCUUUUCCGUAUUUUACGAAUGUUGGUAAUGCCAAAAGACCCCCAAAAGUGGUAACUGUAGAUGAGAAACAAUUGUUAAGAUGGUGAAUUGAAAUAAAUGAAGUAGUAUAUUUAAAACAUACAUCUGGGUAAUUGUGCAAUAUGUGAUCCUAUUCAAUUAAAACAUAUUCAUAAUUAUUAAAUGAAACACGCUCAAUGAUUUGGCCUAAUGAAAUUGGUUUCUUUUGUGAGAAUGUAACCUGAAUCUGAUGAAUUUGCCAGAUUACAAAAAAAAAUAUUCCUCAUAUGAAUUAGACUAUCAUCGCAUCAUAUUAUCUGGAUUAUUCUAGAGCUGGAUUAUGUUUGAGUAAAAACAGGUGGUCAAAAGAAUGACAGGUGACCUGUGUCUGGAUUGAACCCAGAGCUCUUGAACUGACAAGACUCAAAGGCUUAAAUAACCUGUGUUUCAGAGUUUCUACAAAUUAUCGUCGUUCUGAGUUGCCUCCCUUUGCUAGUUCUGUUCCAGUAAAUAAGAUGACAUGAUUAAGACAAAGAUAAUGUAGUAUCAGUACAGAGAAUGUAUUAAGACUGCUUGAGAUUUGCAAGUGUAACUUGAGUAUCCUAGUUCCAACAGCAUAUCAGUAUUCCAAAAUAAACAUGGCAUCCUCUAAACUAAGACAUGAAAGGUAUUUUUGUACUAAGAUGUUAAUUUAAAAUGAUGUGAAGUCUAUAUUUAUUUUUUAUAGAAAAUGGGAACCAAUUUAUUUUCAAAUUGUUUUGCUUCUUUGUGGGCUGUGCCUGUGCUGUACCUUCACUAGAAACAAAGGAGCAAGCUGUUAAAAGGAUCAAAAGUGUCUGAGAAUUCUCCUGUGUCUGGUUUUCAGUAUAACGUUUGAUGUUCUGUUUCCCCUGGUUCUGUUUGAUAAGCACAUUUUUUUUAAUUACAGGAAUUUAACAUAUCAGAGCAAUAUAUAUGUAAAAUCUAAUAAACUGCUUCCUGCUUCUGUCAGCAAUUAGUGCAAGGUUUAUUAAAGGCAUUUUCUAAUUA